UAAUACUUCCAUACAAACCGAGCAAACACUCAAGCGUGCAUAAUCGACCCGGCCCAAUAGUGGAAAUGCUUGGAAACCCAAUUCGUCUCUUCCCUCUCCAGGCUAUCAAAAUCUCGAAUUCCAAAUUUGAACUAAACUGAUUAUUCCUCAGCAGCCAGCCAACUAUUAAACAAAAUAAGAAGAAGGAGAAAUGUUGCUGGCCGUGUUAAUUGCCAACUCCGAGGGAAACAUUCUUGUUGAACGGUUUAAUGGUGUGCCAGCAGAAGAGCGUUUGCAUUGGCGGUCUUUCCUAGUCAAGCUUGGAGCAGAUAAUCUUAAAGGCGCAAAGAAUGAAGAACUUCUUGUUGCUUGUCACAAAUCUGUUUAUAUUGUGUACACAGUGCUUGGAGAUGUCAGCAUCUAUGUCGUUGGCAAGGAUGAGUAUGAUGAACUUGCAUUGUCUGAAGCAAUCUUUGUCAUAACAUCAAGCAUUAAGGAUGUCUGUGCGAAACCUCCAUCAGAGCGCCUUUUCUUGGACAAGUAUGGAAAGAUUUGUCUGUGUCUGGAUGAAAUUGUAUGUAAGGGGCUGCUGGAGAACACCGAAAAAGAAAGAAUUAAACGACUUGUAAGGAUGAAGCCUCCUGUUGAGUUCUAAGUGAGAUACCAUUGUCUACUACUUUUGUUCCGGACUUACUAUCAACAUGUGCCAUUUAAAAUGUUCAUCUCCAAGUAAAAUGUUCUAAAUAGUAUAUUGAGAAACGCUAAAAAGAUAUGUUGUAUGAUUUACAUUAAAUAAUCAAGACAAAUCAUGUAAAUUUAUUUGUUUUCUUACAUUUGACAUGUGAAAUGUUAUAUGUAGUACUUUGCACAUUAACUAAACCCCCC
Molecule: messenger RNA, 864 nt
Organism: Cuscuta europaea
Lineage: Eukaryota; Viridiplantae; Streptophyta; Magnoliopsida; Solanales; Convolvulaceae
Source: the annotation of a GenBank genome assembly